Messenger RNA from Helianthus annuus (common sunflower), 2447 nucleotides. RefSeq names its product probable thimet oligopeptidase. Bases 153 to 2258 code for a protein of 701 amino acids. The transcript is spliced from 20 exons. Lineage: Eukaryota; Viridiplantae; Streptophyta; Magnoliopsida; Asterales; Asteraceae. Gene Ontology annotation, biological process: proteolysis; peptide metabolic process. Gene Ontology annotation, molecular function: metalloendopeptidase activity. The record is from RefSeq and is a predicted model, not a curated record.
AAUUUCCCUCCUGUUUCCAAUUUAUUCAGCGACAUAAACAAGACCGCUUUAAAUUAAAUUAACUUAUCCCACCCACAGCCGCACCUACCACCGCUCACCGCCGCACCGACGGCCGUACUGUACCGGAGAUAAAUCGGUGUUACAGAUACCCGAUGUCGACACACAAAAGAGGCAAACGGAACGUGUUAGCCAUCACCGGAGCUGCUGCUUUCUUAACAAUCGCCGUUAAGUUCGCUAUCGAUGCAAUUAACUCGAAGAGAAACGAUCUCAAGAAAAAAGGUCUUCGAGGCUCCAAUGUUAGGGUUAAUCUCUCUGCAUUCGAUAUACUUAAACUCGCUGAUCGUGUAAUUGCUAAUUCAAAGGCAGUUUAUAAUGCAGUAGCUUCAGUUCCACUUGAUAAGGUCACCUAUGCAAAUGUUAUAAAGCCACUUGAAGAACUGGAAGCAUACCAAUUCCCGCUGGUACAAUCUUGUAUCUUUCCAAAAUUUGUGUCUACUUCAGAAGAAGUAAGAAAAGCAAGUGCUGAAGCCGAAAGGAGAAUAGAUGCACAUGUUUCGGCUUGCAGCCGACGUGAAGAUGUGUAUCUUGUCGUUAAGGCCUUUGCAGCAAAGGGGGAAUGGACGAACGCGGAAUCAAAACGUUAUGCACAAUCCAUGGUUAGAGACUUUGAGCGUAAUGGAAUGAAUCUCACAUUGACAAAAAGAGAGGAAUUACAGCGGUUGAGGGCUCAAAUUGAUGAGCUAAGUAGGCGGUAUAUCCAGAAUUUGAAUGAUGAUAACUCAUUUCUUCUGUUUGAUCAAUCAGAGUUGCUUGGCUUGCCUCUAGAGUUUCUAAAGAGCUUAGACAGGUCUGAGAAUAAUAAAUACAAGAUCAUUUUGAGGAGCCAUCACGUUUCAGCACUGCUUGACUUAUGCAAGGUGGGACCGACCAGAAGGGUUGUUGCAGGGGCCUAUGGGAGAAGAUGUGAAGCCAAUCUUCCUAUAUUAGAGAAAUUGGUUCAGUUGCGUCAUAAAUCUGCUAGAUUACUUGGCUACACUAACUAUGCGGAUUUUGUUACCGAUCGUAGAAUGGCAAUGUCAUCUUCAAAGGUAUUUGAGUUUCUAGAGGAAAUCUCUGCUAGUUUGAAUGAUUUGGCUACUAGAGAGCUUACCCUACUAAAAGAUAUGAAGAAGAAAGAGGAAGGAGAAAUUCCUUUUGGAAUAGAAGAUCUACCGUAUUAUGUAAAGAAAGUUGAGGAAGAACAAUUUGAUCUGGACUUUGAAGCUGUAAAACAGUACUUUCCUGUUAGUUUAGUUCAGUCAGGGAUUUUCAAAGUAUGCCAAGAUCUUUUUGGCUUAAGAUUUGAAAAAGUUUCUGACGCAGAGGUCUGGCACCCUGAUGUUGAGCUUUAUUCAGUAUUUGACUUGAACUCUACUGAUUUAAUAGGCCAUUUCUACCUUGAUAUGUAUACCAGGGAAGGAAAGUAUGGUCAUACUUGUGUAGUCCCUCUUCAAAACGGUUCAUUAACCAAUGAUUCAAGACAGAUUCCUGUAGCCUUGCUGGUAGCCCAAAUUAAAAAGGAAGUUGGUGAUGAUCCUGUGUUAUUACGGUUCUCUGAAGUCCUUAAACUUUUUCACGAGUUUGGCCAUGUGGUCCACUAUAUGUGCAAUCGGGCAUCAUAUGCAAAGUUUAGUGGAUUACGUCUUGAUUCUGACUUUGUGGAGAUACCUGCACAGGUCUUAGAAAAUUGGUGUUAUGAAGCGGCCUCCAUGAAGCUGAUAUCUGGUUUCCAUCAGGACAUCACAAAGCCUAUAGGUGAUGAUGUAUGCAAAUCACUUAAGAGAUGGCGGUGUUCCUUUUCAGCGCUUAAAUUGAAGCAAGAAAUUUUAUACUGUCUUUUUGAUCAGAUUAUUCAUUCGACUGAAAACGUUGAUAUUGUUGGUUUAUUUAAGCAUCUCCAUCCAAAGGUAAUGCUAGGUUUACCGAUGUUGGAAGGAACCAACCCAGCUUCUUCUUUCCCAAGUAGUGCUAUUGGUUGUGAAGCUGCUUGCUAUAGUCAUAUUUGGAGUCAGGUAUUUGCAGCUGAUAUUUAUGCAUCAAAGUUUCGUGAUAAUAUUUUCAACCAGCAUACAGGCAUGCAGUUCAGGAAUAAGGUAUUGGCACCCGGAGGGUCAAAGGAACCUAUUGAACUCCUAUCGGAUUUUCUCGGAAGAGAACCUUCAAUCCAAGCUUUUGUUGACAGCAAAUCCCAAACAUUUGAUAAUUCAUCGUUCAGAUGAGAAUGUCACAUGCAGGAUUCAUCUCAUGUCAGAUCCAACAAAUUUUGGUUGCCAAUCAACAGAUUCUAAUUUAAAUGUUUUUGUAAUCUUAAUGUUUCGUGGGAAGAACAGAUCGCUGACUGUACAAUAAUCUUAAAGUCAAUUAUUUUCACUAGUUUUUCUGGGAAUUAAAAGUUUACUUUUCGGGUA